This is a messenger RNA of Zingiber officinale, 1336 nucleotides long. RefSeq names its product heat stress transcription factor B-2b-like. The record is from RefSeq and is a predicted model, not a curated record. Lineage: Eukaryota; Viridiplantae; Streptophyta; Magnoliopsida; Zingiberales; Zingiberaceae. Gene Ontology annotation, cellular component: nucleus. Bases 102 to 1112 code for a protein of 336 amino acids. Gene Ontology annotation, molecular function: RNA polymerase II cis-regulatory region sequence-specific DNA binding; DNA-binding transcription factor activity. The transcript has 2 exons. Gene Ontology annotation, biological process: regulation of transcription by RNA polymerase II.
GUCCCACGCUUCCUUCUAGUUCUUUCUUAUUCAUUCCUCCACUGUACCUCUUUCUUCCAGAGGAAUCCAGAAGCCCGGAGCAUUCCGUCGAGCAGGCGGUGAUGGCGACUACAAACCGCGUGCCUCCGGCCGUCGAAAAGCUCUCCGGCGUGGAGGAAAUUCUGCCCCCGGCGGCAGAUGGGCAGAGGCCGCUGCUCACGCCGUUCCUGACGAAGACGUAUCAGCUGGUGGACGAUCCGUCGGUGGAUGACAUGAUCUCGUGGGGCGAGGACGGGUCGACGUUCGUGGUGUGGCGUCCAGCGGAGUUCGCGAGGGAUCUGCUUCCAAAGUACUUCAAGCACAACAAUUUCUCCAGCUUCGUACGCCAGCUCAACACUUACGGAUUUCGAAAGAUUGUCGCUGAUCGGUGGGAGUUCGCUAACGAUUGCUUCCGCAGAGGCGAAAAGCGCCUCCUUUGCGACAUCCACCGCCGCAAAAUCGUGCCAUCUGCUCCGGCCGUUGCGGCGCCGAUCCAGGUAGAUGUUUCGUUAAACCUGCCGGGGACGCCGGAGAACUCGGGGGAUGAGCAGGUCAUCUUGUCGAACUCCUCUCCCGGGCCGUCGCCCACGACGCCUACGGGGUCAUCUGGACCUAGCGGUUCGGUUGAAUUAAUGGAGGAGAACGAUCGGCUAAGGAAAGAGAACGCCCGGCUCUCCCGCAAACUCGCCAAAAUGAAGAGAUUGUGCAACCAUAUCACGGCCCUUGUGUCCAAGCACGCGGGCGACGGCGUCGGCCAGGAGGCGGCGUCUCUUCCCUCGACGGUGCUGGAGCUGAUGCCGACCGCUCGUGCGGAAGGAGAAGAGAACGACGAGUUGGAGGACGACACGUCGACGGAAGAGGAUGCGGCGAUGAAGGCGACGAGCGCGGUUCCAUGGCUGGGGCUGAGCCCGAGGCUCUUUGGGGGGACGAUCGGGAGGAAGCGGGACCUGGAGGAGGACAAGGACAAGCGCGAGCCUCCAACGGCGGAGCCGAAGGAGGAAAGCUCGCAGGAGCACCACCAGCAGUCGUGGGUGGUGUACUGCCCACGGCCGAUACGGAGAGUGAGCAACGGUUCCGGUGACGCCGGAGGUUGAGACGGCUGGUCUCACACGUGAUGCGCCGGGACCGGUCACGUGCCGACAACUGGAUCGAUAGGAUCUCCUUUUCAUGUCUCUGUUUUUGCUCCCUUUCUAAAAUCCAAAUUUAACUAGUUUGGAAAAAAAAAAAGCGACAAAAAAAUUGUGAUAUUGUCGUCAUCCAGAUGCAACGAUCUUAGUGAUUCAUUAAUCUAAGUGAUUCAUAAGCCCUUUUAGCAUAA